Molecule: messenger RNA, 844 nt
Organism: Aquila chrysaetos chrysaetos
Lineage: Eukaryota; Metazoa; Chordata; Aves; Accipitriformes; Accipitridae
Product: feather keratin Cos2-3-like
Exons: 2
Coding region: 1-447 (148 amino acids)
Cellular component (GO): intermediate filament
Molecular function (GO): structural constituent of cytoskeleton
Source: RefSeq, a predicted model, not a curated record
AUGCAGAACUGCCUUUGGGCCCUGAGGCAGUGUGAGGCCGGUAUAAAAGCCAGCCCAACUGGUCGCUCUCUCAACCACUUCUGUCACCUCCUUCUCCUUAGGAACCAGGUGAACCACCAGCCCCGAGACAUGUCCUGCUCCGACAAGUGCCAGCCCUGCCAGCCCUGCCAGCCCUGCGGCCCAACCCCGCUGGCCAACAGCUGCAAUGAGCCCUGUGUCAGGCAGUGCCAGCCUUCCACCGUUGUCAUCGAGCCCUCUCCCGUGGUGGUGAUUCUGCCUGGCCCCAUCCUCAGCUCCUUCCCGCAGAACACUGCCGUGGGCUCCUCCACCUCCGCUGCCGUUGGCAGCAUCCUCAGCAGUAACGGAGUCCCCAUCAGCUCCGGGUGCUGUGACCUCUCCUGCAUCACCAGCCGCUACUGUGGCAGCAGAAGGUGCUCCCCCUGCUAAAGCCACUGCUGACAGCCCAGACAAAGAGCCCCAGGAACCCAGAAGACGAUGCCAGACCAAACAACGGAGAUCGUGACCCUUGCUUGGAGAGGGCCUUAGCAUGCCCCACUCCUCUUGCAAAGGGUGUCAACCCUUUGGAAAAGGCCGGCCUGGGCUCUCCAAAAACAUGGCCAAUGCCUCUCAUUCCCUUCCUCCACUCUCUCCUUUCCCUCCUUUCCCUUUCUUGUUUUCUGCUCCCCUCAGCCUUGAGGCCCACCAAAGGCAGCUUGGGGGGACCUGCCUGCCCCUUUCCCUCUGUGGGGCCCUGACACUUGGCCACCCGUGGCGAUCCUUUCACUGUGGCCUCCUCUCAGAAACAUCUUGUUUCCCUCUUUAGACUCAUUAAACUCUGCUGCAU